AUGUGGAAUGAACAAUGCCAAGAUGCCUUUGAGAAAAUCAAGAGUUAUCUGAUGAAACCACCAAUACUUGUCCCACCAGUUCCUGAAAAGCCAUUGUUGUUGUAUCUCACCACUACAGAUACAGUAAUGAGGGCUUUACUUGCUCAAUACCUAGAGGAGACUAGAAAGGAGAAUGUGAUUUACUACAUCAGCAAGAAGAUGUUGCCUUAUAAAGAGAAGUAUUCACCAUUAGAAAAGACAUGUAUAGCACUCGUAUGGGCAACCCGUAAAUUCAGACAUUACAUGCUCGCUUACAAGGUCCCGUUGAUUGCAAGAAUGGAUCCUUUGAAGUACCUAAUGGAAAAACCUGUGCAAGAUGGAAAGACUGCUAAAUGGAUUUUACUUCUGUUAGAAUUUGAUAUUAAGUAUGUGACUCAGAAAUCUGUGAAGGGGAGAGCAAUUGUCGAUCACCUAGCCCAUUGUUCACCAAAAGAAGCUGAAGAGAUCCAAGGAGACUUCCUGGAUAAAGACAUUAUGGGGAUUGAAGUAGAAUCAUGGAAGAUGUAUUUUGAUGGAGCAACAAAUCAAAACGGAAGUGGAAUUGGAGUUCUCUUAAUUUCUCCAAAGGGGACACACAUUCCAUUUUUUGGCAGACUCAACUUUCCUACCACCAACAAUGCCACAGAAUAUGAAGCUUGCAUUAUGGGCCUACAAGCAUCCUUAGGCCUAGAAGUGAAAGAGUUGGAGGUGUAUGGAGACUCAGCUCUAAUAAUCUCUCAGUAUGUGCUGGGGAUGAAGAAUCAAAUUGCAGAUGCUUUAGCAACCAUGGCAUCCAUGAUGGAUGGGCCAAAAAAAGAUGAAACUAGAUCGAAACAAAAAGAAGAACCAGCCUACUACAUGACAAUAGAAGAAGAUGAGGAAAGGAAUGGGGAAGGCGAAUGGUAUUCAGACAUCCUACAAUACCUCAAGGAUGGAACAUACUCGGAGUCUGCAAACCAGAAUGAUCAGUUAACCAUCUGGAGGUUGUCUACUAAUUACAUCAUUUGUGGUGAAAGGCUUUACCGAAGAUCAUAUGAUGGAAUUCAUCUCCUUUGUAUAACUGCCAAGGAAGCACAACAGAUAAUUAAAGAGGUUCAUGAGUCAAGUUAUGGGCCACAUAUGAAUGCACACAUGCUGUUAAGAAAGAUAAUGAGGCAGGGUUACCACUGGACCACUAUGGAAGCCGACUGUAUGGCUCAUGUUUGA
This is a messenger RNA of Quercus robur (English oak), 1224 nucleotides long. RefSeq lists its product as uncharacterized. The coding region runs from base 1 to 1224 and encodes 407 amino acids. Gene Ontology annotation, molecular function: nucleic acid binding; RNA-DNA hybrid ribonuclease activity. Lineage: Eukaryota; Viridiplantae; Streptophyta; Magnoliopsida; Fagales; Fagaceae. The transcript has 2 exons. The record is from RefSeq and is a predicted model, not a curated record.